GGGUCUAAUGGACACAGCUUCUGUGCAAACAGAUCAGGGACUGGUGACAUUUGAAGAGGUGUCUGUGGAUUUUACCGAGGAGGAAUGGACGCUGUUGGAUCCAGGCCAAAAGGACCUGCACUGGGAGGUCAUGCUGGAGAAUUUUGCAAAUCUGUCAUGCCAAGGAGAUGGAUGGAAGAGUGAACAUGAGGGGGAGCCACUCAAGGAGAUGUUGAGGAGAGGCAGAUCUGAAGCGGGAGCAGGGCAGAGGAGGAAAACAGACAUAAAACAGGAAAAGGGGAAUGACUCCUCAGCUUCUCCAGGUGGGGACUUCCAAGAAAUCCCUAUCCAAGGCAAAAUGGCCGCAGGUAAAGAACGGAGCCAGUGCCCUGUGUGUGGAAAGGUCUUCCUUCGUAAGUCGAGCCUUUACCUCCAUUGGGUAAUCCACACUGGGGAAAAACCUUUCAAAUGCUCCGAGUGUGGGAAGAGUUUCCGCCAGAAGGCGAACCUGAUCAGGCAUCAGGUGAUCCACACCGGGGAGAAACCAUACGCCUGCCUGGAGUGUGGAAAGAGUUUCAGUCAGAGGGAAAAACUGAGCAGGCACCAGGCAGUCCACACAGGGGAGAAGCCGUAUAUUUGCUUGGAGUGCGGAAAGGGCUGCAGAGACAGGACGGAACUGAUCGGCCAUCAGAGAAUCCACACAGGAGACAAACCGUUUAAAUGCGCUGAGUGUGGGAAGAGAUUCUUCCAGCGGGCCAAGCUUCUUCGCCAUCAAAGAAUCCACACUGGGGAGAAACCAUAUACCUGCUUGGAGUGUGGAAAGGGCUUCAUCCAGAGGAUAGACCUGACUUCCCAUCAGCGCAUGCACACGGGCGAGAAACCCUAUUCCUGCUCUGAAUGUGGAAAGAACUUCAGUAAGAACUCGAACCUCAAAAGACAUCAAAGGGUUCACACAGGGGAGAAACCAUUUAAGUGCACAGAUUGCCCCAAGAGCUUCUGCGAUCGAUCGACUCUCAUUAAGCAUCAGCGUGUUCAUGCGGAGGAGAAAACAUUCAAAUGUCUGGAUUGUGGGAAGAACUUCAUUUGGAGCACCACCCUAACGUCACACCAACGAAUGCACACGGGAACAACCAUAUAAAUGUUCAAAGCACAAGGAAAGCUUCAGUAAGUACUAAGACCCAGUAAGACAUC
Messenger RNA from Euleptes europaea (tarantolino), 1170 nucleotides. RefSeq names its product gastrula zinc finger protein XlCGF8.2DB-like. The record is from RefSeq and is a predicted model, not a curated record. The transcript is spliced from 3 exons. Lineage: Eukaryota; Metazoa; Chordata; Lepidosauria; Squamata; Sphaerodactylidae. Bases 8 to 1117 code for a protein of 369 amino acids. Gene Ontology annotation, biological process: regulation of DNA-templated transcription.